Messenger RNA from Yamadazyma tenuis ATCC 10573, 1820 nucleotides. Lineage: Eukaryota; Fungi; Ascomycota; Pichiomycetes; Serinales; Debaryomycetaceae. The record is from RefSeq and is a predicted model, not a curated record.
AAAAGAUGUUUCCAUAAUGGCAUCGAUACAAAGCCAAAAGAGACUCACCAAGGAGUACAAGGCCAUCCAGGCCAACCCACCUCCCUACAUAAUCGCACGGCCCAAUGAAGAGAAUAUUUUGGAAUGGCACUACGUCAUCACCGGACCUCCUUCGACACCUUUUGAGAAUGGUCAGUACCAUGGGAUCCUCAGGUUCCCUCCACAAUAUCCCUUCAAACCACCAUCCAUUUCGAUCAUCACGCCCAACGGCCGUUUUGCCUGCAAUACACGGUUAUGCUUAUCAAUGAGUGACUACCACCCAGACACCUGGAACCCCGCCUGGAGUGUCAGCACGAUUUUGACGGGGUUGCUCAGUUUCAUGACGGGUGACGAGUCCACCACCGGCUCUAUCAACACCACUGACAAUUUAAAGCGCAAGUACGCCAAAGACAGUAAGCGGUACAACGUGACAGAAAACUCGAGGUUCAUCAAGAUAUUUUCAGAUCUUUUGGAGCAGAACAAAUUGGAUCUCUUGAACCAAGAAGAUGAAGUGAACCAAGAGAAGGUUACCGAGCUGGUAUUUGAUGCCAAAAAUAACGUCCACUUGCUCGAUCCCGAGGACAAGGCGAGACUUUUGGUGGAGGAAGAUGGAGAACGGAGCUUUAAUGCCCCCAAACUAGUUUUUGGGGUGGUGCUAGCUGUUUUCCUUGCAUACUUUUUGAGCUGAGUGGAUUGCUUAUCAGCUCAACUCGCGCAUACUCAGAUGAAUGCGCGCAGAAUACCCCAGAACACUGAACACCGUAUCCAUUACAUAGCUCAAUCCUACAUAUGUCUCUAUGAAUAAUAUAUACUAAAGUACAAUUCUGGCUGCAAUAGCUACUGACAGACUGCUGCAGCUGGCUGUUGCCGCAUUCCCAGGACUCCCGAACAACCCGCGGAACCAACAUGCGCCGAAAAAUGACACUGCCCAGGAGGACAGAUUUGGCCUAGUCUGCACCAUCAAAGCUUAUUGGAGAAGGCGUGGGUUUCUAGGGUUCGAGAUCUAAAACGCAACUGCAAAUCGCAACUUGGGGCAAACUUUCACCACACUUACUCCAAGAACACAACUACAUCAACACUAAGCCAUUGCGGCAUUUGAGCAAUCGUCUUGGGUCAAGUUUCAACGAAUUCCAUUUCUUGAAAAAUUUUCGACGCGCUCUUUUGUUGCAGUGAGUAAACACAAGUUUAUUUUAAACCUCACUUGAAAAGCAAAGCCUUUUAGUUUAUAGUUAAAGCUUCACCCUGCUGCUUAAAGUUCAACAUAUUUCUUCACACAUCCGUUUUUCCUUCGGGCACAUAUUGCCACCCUUAUUUUGCAUAUUCCCUUGACGCCUUACACCCGUCCUUUUUAGCCUGGUGAUCUAUCAUAUUCGUGAUAAAUAAUACACCUUGUCAUGUCUAGUCACCCUUACCGCCAGAGAGUGCCCCAAAGUGGUAUAUCAAGGCCGGAGAAAAUGGUGACGAAAAAGCCAUUGGUAGGAUCACCGACAAAGAGUUGGCUGCAAAAUUACAAAAGGCCUUCAAAAAGAAGAAACCCGACACCCAGUCAGUUCCCAGCAUCGCCAGUAAUUUGAACUUCGAUUCCAAGUCAGUCGCACAAGAGAAGGAUUGUGUGAUUAUGUGAUGAGAAUUUAGGUGUUUAUAAAUGACCUUAUUCCAUUUCAGUGUCUCAGCCGUCCGUUAAUUAUAGUCGGCAUGGUCGCACGUAAUUCUACCCUCGUUGAAUGUCUCCAGUUCUGACCACAGUCCUCAUCUCUAUUAAGUUUUUAUAUUUAGAAAUGAUGCCUCCAAAUAUGCACCAA